This is a messenger RNA of Pogona vitticeps (central bearded dragon), 569 nucleotides long. The record is from RefSeq and is a predicted model, not a curated record. Lineage: Eukaryota; Metazoa; Chordata; Lepidosauria; Squamata; Agamidae.
UCAACAUUCUAGAAACCAUUGUUUUAUUUUUCAGUCAAAACUGGACCUUCUGUCUUACUCCUCAUUCCUAAUGGACAAGCUUAUUAGCUGCUGUUUUACUGCGACUGAGAAAAAUCAGUGGUCUUAUGCUGUGCAGUCUCCACCAUUUCAUUCCUUCUCGGCAUCUCAAAAUUGUCACGAUCUCUUGUCUAGCCUGAGGGGCAAAAGCCCAGCAGAGCCUGUGACAACUCAACCACUCCCCACUGGAGCGAUUGUGUCCAGCAUCACAACCAUUGUGAGUACUGGAGGCAACUGGUCAACUGGCCUGUUUGAUGUCUGCAGUGAUAAGAGAAUUUGUGUUUGUGGUGCCCUGUGCAGCCCGUGUUUGGAAUGCAGUCUCGCAAGCCGCCAUGGGGAGUGCUUUUGUUUCCCGCUGUUGCUGGGUUCCACCUUGGCAUUACGAGUCAGCACCAGAGAGAGACACAAAAUACGGGGUGGACUCACAGAAGUCGAGAAACACGAGGUGAACGAAGCUUUCAAUGCGACGGUUGAAAAAAACUGAGAGAAGAGCCUUGGUGCCAAGAUACAUA